AUGUCUCAAAAGAUCACAGGCAAAACUUUAUCGUACGACACGUCUUUACCACCAUUCCUACAGGCCUUACGAUCACAGAAUGGCAGUAGUGACCAGCCUCAGACAACGGGUCAGAGACGCGCUGCGAAGAAGCGCUCGGAAAGCGAGGACGCCGAAGACGUUCCAGUCGUUGUCGAUGAGGAUGGCAAUAUUGUGACGGUUGAGGUUGAUAAAGAAGGGCAGGUGAAGCCAGGGGAGGCGCUCAACCCAACGACUGUGCAAGGCGCUGAAAAGGAUGGGGUGGAGGAAUCAAAGACGGAUGCUGAGACCGCCAAAGCUGCCAUUAGAGGCCGGAAACGCAAGGUAGGCAGGCUCAUCGGUGACGCUGGGAGCCCUGCGGAACAGGACGAGAAGGACGGGGCAAAGGACAAGGUCAAGCAAGAUGAGGCGCCCAAAGCCAAGAAACCCAAGAAAGCACAAAAAAUCAAGCUCAGCUUUGAUGAUGAAGAUUGA
Messenger RNA from Emericellopsis cladophorae, 492 nucleotides. RefSeq lists its product as uncharacterized. The record is from RefSeq and is a predicted model, not a curated record. Lineage: Eukaryota; Fungi; Ascomycota; Sordariomycetes; Hypocreales; Bionectriaceae. Bases 1 to 492 code for a protein of 163 amino acids. The transcript has a single exon.